This is a messenger RNA of Phytophthora nicotianae INRA-310, 1749 nucleotides long. RefSeq lists its product as hypothetical. The record is from RefSeq and is a predicted model, not a curated record. Lineage: Eukaryota; Oomycota; Peronosporomycetes; Peronosporales; Peronosporaceae. The transcript has a single exon. The coding region runs from base 53 to 1336 and encodes 427 amino acids.
AACUCACUUUCGCAUUGAUCAUCCGUGUGCGUCGACUAGUGAGCGAAGCGCUAUGGAGGAAAGAUUCAGCAAUAGCGAUACACUACCAGAAAGCGUGCAGUUGUUGGACAUGUUCCUUGAGGACAUGAACCAGCUUGAUGCGUUGCAGUCAAAAGUCAUUGCUCCGAAACUGCAGAGUCGAGCUGCAGCCAGCAACAGCACGCAAGAUAAACCCUUCGAUCUCGAUGCCAUUGGACAACAGCAUUUAAGCGCGCACCGGGGCACUGCUGCAAAGUUGUUGCCGAAAAAGAAACGGCACUCGUGGCGGCGACGAAAAGAGGAACUGAGCAAACUUCGGCAACAAACAGAGGCGAUGGAAACUCAUGUAAUAUUUCUACAAAUGAAGAAACGAGGACAGCGGGGAUAUGUACUUGGCUCGAAAGAUACACUGUGGGAAGUUACAUCUCUAGUGGAGCAGAGGCGUUUGCAAGGGGCCCUACACGAAAACGACAUUUUAAAGGGUAAAGUUCGUGCUAAUAGCCAGGUUUUAGCCGCGCUGCAAGCAGCGUUAUCUGCUGUCAGCUUGCAGGAGAGUUUCGCAAACGUUACAUCGACUACAUGUCCUCCUCGUGCCGCGAUGGAGGAGUCUCAGCGACUUCCGAUUAACAACAACAUCUUCGGUAUGCUCGAGACCCGAGUGGAUCAGCGAUUUCAAGAAUUCCACACUAUUCUGCAUCAACUACAGCACUUUCCGACUGCGGUAGAUACUGUUGAUGUACAGAUGUGCAGCGAAGAGGACGGCGCAGAUCCAGUGAUGGAGUACAAAAGCGUUCAAAUGUUGCCGUUUGAUGACGAAGCUGUGUCGAGCGCAAUGUGGAGUUUUAUCGACCAACAUAAAAUGCCGCAAGGGAAGGUCUCGCACAUUGUACGACGGUCAAAGAACACGUACGUGUUCAACUCGCGCGUUGUGUUACGUCUAGAUAACGAUACACAUCUCCUUGCCUAUUCCGACUCCGUCAUGAAGCGCGACACAGUUUCUGAAGGUACAGUUAUGCUUGGAGAGUCUUCUACGCGAUGGUCAGCUUACCGUGGAGAUUCAAAACUUUGGAGUUACAAUUCCAGAGAAUCUCUGUGGUUUGUCAUUCGGAGACAUUCGCUGGGUCCAAAUGGGCUACCUCAGCAGUUUGGGUGUCAGUUUAAUGCGCAUGUACGAAGCCGAGCAGUGAAACAAGAAACGGCGGGCACUUCAUCUUCCCGUCACGCGGUGGUGAUGCCGCUCUACCGCGAAAUUAUUGACUCGCAACGCCAAUUUCUCGAGAACUGGCUAUGGGAUUCGAUGCGUGCCUCUGCUAGCUGAACUAAGAAGGAUUUUGGUCAAUUUUUGAUGGAUGGAAGAGAGCAGCAACAAGUAGAGACUAAUGAGGUUUUAGUGAUGUAGAAUUCAAUGGACUGAUGGGAACCCUCUUGAAGAGACUAAUGCCAAGGAUGGACAGCUUACAGUCACUUGCUUAGAGCGGUUGUUUGAUCAAGUACUCCUCGCUCUCACUAAUCAUUUCGCGUUCUACUUCACACGCAAAUCGACAGCAACCUAACUAAGAAACUUGACGUUUAAGAUGCGUUCUAGUAUCCUAUUGGUGGUCGGUCUGUGUGUCAUUGUUUCCGUUCUGCAAGCGACCGAUGGUUGCAUCGCACCUGGAAUGGCUCCGCGUUGACAGCUCGGCUCCUACAAGGACUACAAACGCCACUCGCACAAGCACGACCAUGAACACA